AUUUUUGAACACAAUAUUUUAAGUAACGUUUUUAAUUAAAUAACUUUAAUUCAAAUAUGUAUUUUGAAAGAAUUCUAUAAGAUAAGUCGUAGUUUUAUAAUAUAAAUUCUAAAUAAUUUUCAUAAUGUUUGAAUCAUUGCGAAAAAUAUUGGAUCCAUCUAUAAAAAUAGAUAAAAUUUGUUUAUCAUAUGUAACUCGAAUUUUUCCACAAUUCAAAAAUACGCCGUAUGUUAUUUUAUAUAAAGAAGCUUGUAAAUCUAUUGAUAAUUGUUCAGAAUUCACCGAUGCUGAUCAAUCAAAUCAAUUUGAAAUUACUGGUUCACCUUUGAAGUAUUCAUUUGGAGAAGAUGAUUUCGAAAAUAGUACAAUUUUGAUAAAACAAAAUUGGUACAAAGAAGAAGAAAAAUACCUACCAUUAAAUAGAACAGAAGCAUGUACUGCAUUGAAUGCAUGUAUUGAAUCUAUAAAUGAUUCUUUCUUUCUAAUAUUUGCUCUUUGUGAUGGUAAGGAUAAUAAAAAAAGUAGAUUAUUAGGUACAAUGAUUGAAGAAGAAUGGUUUACUACAAUAGAAGUUUGCUCAGCUGAGAUUGAAACUUUUGAAUUUUUAAAAGAAUCUUCCUCUAAAAUUUUCCAACAACAUUUGGAAUUUUCACAUGCAUGUGAACAAGAUAUUAGUAUCUCUGCAUUUAAUACUUUUGAUUUAUUUGGAACAAAAGAAAAAAUAAUUAAUAAGGAUUAUAAUAUAAAAAGUAAUUUUGAAGGAAGCCUAAGUAUAGAAGUAGAUACUUGUAGUUUAUCAUUAUAUCCACUUACAAGAGCAUCUAAAAAUAAUUUGAUUGUGCAAGUUCUUACAAAUUCAAAUAAUAGUCCCUUAAAAGAAUUAUGGAAACAAUUAUUAUUGUUAAAUCAAUACUUGAGUAUACUAGAAGAUUAUACAAAGAACAUAAAUUCUCAUUACAAUUCAAUUCCUUUGAAAUUUCCACAGAACUUUGUAAAUCCAUAUAAUGAAGAACAUGAUGUAAUAUUAAACAAUUUAAAUCUUUUGUUAAAUGGAGAUUAUAGUUUUAGAAAUUUUGAUAAUAUUAAAACACACAAAAUUAAUUUUUUAAAUGAAGAAAAUUUAGAAAAUGAAAUAAGAAUAUAUCAAUGUGUAGAAAAUUUGCCAUUAAGACAUAAUUUAGAUUUUACAGAUUUUUUAUGGGAAUUAUUAAUAAAGAAUUCAAAUUAUUUUGAAAUCAUAAAAUGCAUUCAUACAGUACUUGAAGAAAUUAUAAUAAAUGAUUGUUUGCCACAGGUCAAUUUUACAAAUUCAACAAAAUUUUCUAAGAUAAUUAACAAUCCACAACAACAAAAAAUAAUUUCACAUUUCUUAUCUGGUAGUUUACCAUUAGAAUAUCUCAUAGAUAUGGGUUUUGAAAAAUUAUACAAAGAUUACAUAUACAUUUUAGUAAAUUCAAGAUUUGAUGAAUUGCAUGAUAUUCAACAAAAAUUAAAAAAUAUUUUAUGUGAUGAAUUUACAGUUGAUACUUAUAGGAAAAAACUACUAUAUUUAGUACAAAUUCACAUAUGCUUGGAAUUUAUGUUAUUAAUACAAGAUAAUUUAGAAUGUUCAAGUGAUGAUUUAAGAAUGUUAUUUUCUUGUGUUUAUAAACAAUAUAUUGGCGAAAAAUCACCCAUAAAAAGUUGUGAUGAUUUAAAUCAAAAUAAAAUUUAUAUUUUACAUACUCCUCUCCCUCUUUCAGCAAUUAAUAAUUUAAAUAAAAUGCCAAGUAUACGAAGGAUUUCACUUUCAUCUCAAUCUAAAUUAACAAAAUUAACAACAAUUAAAUAUUACAGUGAAUCACCGAUUUUUCCAACAAAUAUAUAUGAAUUAGAUAACUCGGAUAUGAUAGAUGAAGGAUAUUAUGUGAUAAAUGCAAUUUGUUCAUCUAAUAAAUUUAAAUAAAAAUUGAUUUUAAAGAAUUUUAAUAAAACGAAAUUCCAAAUUUAGUCAGGUAUCAAAAUAAAUCCAAUUAUAUUGCGAGGUAAUUACAUUUAAUUCAUAAUUAAUAAAAUAAAAAUUAUAAAAGCAUUUUUCAAAUACAUUAAAUGUAUUCAAUGUAUAAAUAUAACUAGAUUUACGAGUGUUU
This is a messenger RNA of Apis dorsata (giant honeybee), 2129 nucleotides long. RefSeq names its product protein zwilch homolog. Gene Ontology annotation, biological process: mitotic spindle assembly checkpoint signaling; protein localization to kinetochore. NCBI's taxonomy places the organism in Eukaryota, Metazoa, Arthropoda, Insecta, Hymenoptera, Apidae. The transcript is spliced from 12 exons. Gene Ontology annotation, cellular component: RZZ complex. The coding region runs from base 125 to 1945 and encodes 606 amino acids. The record is from RefSeq and is a predicted model, not a curated record.